This is a messenger RNA of Raphanus sativus (radish), 908 nucleotides long. Its product is annotated as magnesium dechelatase SGRL, chloroplastic. NCBI's taxonomy places the organism in Eukaryota, Viridiplantae, Streptophyta, Magnoliopsida, Brassicales, Brassicaceae. The record is from RefSeq and is a predicted model, not a curated record.
GCUGCGUAAAUCUCUGAAUAAACAUUCUUCCACAUAUCUAUCUCUCUCGCUGAAGCUAAAAAUGGUACAAGAUGAACAAUGAAGACGAACUUUUGUUGCAUUAUUAACCCUGUUGUUAUGUUCCUCACAUGGUCUGUUACAUCGUUCCUUCUUACAACAAUCCAGUUUUGUUUCGUCCCAGUCAAAUUCAUCGGUCGCAUCACUGUUUCUACCCCAAGCUCUUGAAGACAAGAGUUAGGGUUCCUGCCAUUAGCGACGGUGGUAUCCUCUACAAUAGCUUAGUCUCCGAGGCUGUGAGGCUUUUGGUUCCGCAAGCAAACUUUGACGCCUCCAAGCUCAAAGUGGAAUUCUUAGGGGAGCUACUGGAGAAUAAAGCUAUCGGACGGGUUAUUACACCUCGCACAUAUAUUCUUUCACACUGUGACUUCACUGCUAACUUGACCUUGACCAUCUCAAAUGUAAUCAACCUCGAUCAACUACAAGGCUGGUACAAGAAAGACGAUGUGGUUGCUGAGUGGAAGAAGGUGAAUGAAAAGUUCCGGUUACAUAUUCAUUGUUAUGUUAGUGGCCCCAGUUUAUUGCAGGAUGUGGCUGCAGAGCUUAGAUAUCACAUAUUCUCCAAGGAACUACCUUUGGUGUUAAAAGUUGUGGUCCAUGGUGAUUCGGUUCUGUUUAGAGAGAACCCUGAGCUAAUGGAAGCUUAUGUAUGGGUUUAUUUCCAUUUUAGCACGCCUAAAUACAACCGGAUAGAGUGUUCGGGACCUCUCAAGUAUGCUGCAAAGCUAUAUACUCUGAUCCACGGAAAGCAGAAAGGCAACCAUCAAGGCUUCUUGAGUUCCAAUACUUCUUCAAGGAAAUUGACUCGGCCUAAAUCUAUUUUUCAUACCCUAUUUACGUUUCUUCUGUGA